Astyanax mexicanus (Mexican tetra) is the source of this 12976-nucleotide messenger RNA. Its product is annotated as nck-associated protein 5-like. The transcript has 13 exons. Gene Ontology annotation, biological process: microtubule bundle formation; microtubule depolymerization. The record is from RefSeq and is a predicted model, not a curated record. Bases 502 to 4929 code for a protein of 1475 amino acids. NCBI's taxonomy places the organism in Eukaryota, Metazoa, Chordata, Actinopteri, Characiformes, Acestrorhamphidae. Gene Ontology annotation, cellular component: microtubule plus-end.
UCUCUCUCUCUCACUCAUUCUCUCUCUCUCGCUCUUUCUUUAAUUCAGUGUCUCUCUCUCUUACUCUUGUUCUCUCUCAUUGGCUGAGGCUCUAGCAUUGCAUGCGGAACAAUGGCAGACGCUGCAGCCGCUGCAGUCGCACGGACACUCCAGCUGCCUCUCUGCUGUCGUUGGGGCUGCUUUGGAUUCUGAUCAGCAGAACACACACACACACACACACACACUUAUACAGACACACACACACUCUCUUCUUCUCUCUCUGUUGCUGUGUGUACACAGUCUGUGUGUGGUUGGUGGAUGUCGGCUGCUGCCGCUGCGUCUGCGGUCAGGAUGGAGUGGUUAAGAUGCCUAAGAUUAUCAGACUCGGACUGACCACAGGAGAUAAUCUCUGGACCGGUCCGGUGGCGGAUGAGUGAGAGGUUUUGGAGCUAGAGGCUGAAAGGGGCAUUUCUUAGCGUGGAGCUUCUUCACUGUGGAGGAGGACUGGCAUCUGAGGUGGUGAUGUCUGAGGGAGCCGAGCUCAGAGAGUGUGAUGAGGCGUUUGAGUCAGAGGAGGGCGAUGGAGAUCAGUAUUUGGAGGAGGAGGAGGAAGAGGAUGAUGAGACGGAGAGCAGUAAGGAGCUGCUAGAGCGCCUCAGAGAGCUGGAGGCAGAAAACGCCACCCUUGCUCAGGCCAACGAGAACCAGCGGGAAGCGUACGAGCGCUGCCUGGACGAGGUGGCCAAUCAUGUGGUACAGGCUCUGCUGAACCAGAAGGAUCUGAGGGAGGAGUGUAUAAAGCUGAAGAUGCGAGUGUUCGACCUCGAGCGGCAGAACAAGACCCUGUCCGAGCUCUUCACCCAGAAACUGCACUCCACCUCUAACCCGCUACACCAGUUGCCGUCGGUAGCCUGUCCAGAGCACAGCGUGGAUGCCCUGACCACCGGCACAGAAAAACUGACCACCUUCAGCUCUCAGGGGAAGGUCAAGGGUAACAACGAAGGCACACAGAAUGGCACAGGAGGCUCUGCCCAAGCUUCUGCCUCAUCCAUGGAAGCCAUGUCUCCAUUCCUCAAGAAGAAAGCACACAUCCUUGAGGUUCUGCGAAAGCUGGAGGAGUCUGAUCCACUUAAGUUCCAUCCGUCCGCUUGCUACUACUAUCACGGACAGGCAGUAUUGCCAGGAGAGACGACUGUGGUGACUCCAGCACCACGCCAGCCUCACUGCCGGCACUCCAGUUCAGAUUCAGACAUUCAUGAAUACGCCAACGGGGAAGGCGCACAAGAUGGCCGUAUGUCCGCGAGACACGGGGGUUGUCCGUCCUGUCGUGUUCUGUCUCAGAGAAGCAGCUUGGACAGUCUGCUUAGGUGUAGCCAAGCACAUUCCAGCAGAGAGGCUGAUACGCAAGGCCAGAAGUGUUCUGAUGAGCACAGAGCUUCGGCACAAAGCACAGAUCCUCAGAUAGAGAUAGACAAAACAAACCAACCCACAGUCAUUCAGAGUAGAGCAAGCAUUAGUAGUUUCUCCCAGUCAGGGACAAAAGCUUCUAUUUCAUAUCUUUCGUCUCUGGUCGCUGAUUCCUCUGAAUCACACAGCAAGGUAGGCGAGGAACCAAAGAAGAGCGACUUCAAAGAUAAGGAUAUCAAAAUAUCACCUACCAAGUCAAAAGGUGCUAACAGUGGCCCCCAAGAUAGCAGGCAGGCUGACACUGGCUUACUAACAACAAGAGACAAUGGAGCUGACGAGUGUCGCUAUCUGGAGGUUUCUGGUGAUUCUGCAAUAUGUGAGAAUGAGACCUCAAUCCAAGUCUGCAAUGGAGUCUUCUCUUCCAAUGAAACUUCCAUCUCCAAGAAAGUUUCUCUCGAGUCCUAUUCUCCAACAACUUCAGCAUUUGCACAGCAGCAGCAGGCCUCAGGAAAAGGCAAGUUUGCACACAGUCCAACGUCUCCUCCCUCCUCGUUUAGUGAAUCCAAGCCCUCUCCAGUCUCUUCGCCGUCAAAGCUGCUCAAGUUCCUCAAAAUACCUUCGAUGGCGGAGAACACGCCAGCAGCCAACGCCUUGCGCUUGAGCCCCCAACUUACUCGCAACUCAAAGAUCCCCUGUAGAAACAACUACGAGGUGUAUCAAUCACCUGUGAUGUCCCGCAAAGCUACAACAGCAGAGCGAGAUAAACCACCCUCCACCUCCAAAACAGACACCUACCCCAGUACGCAUUCUGCCCCCACUUCUCCACCAAAGCCCGAAGACACUUGUUUGUCUGUCUCUAUGAAGGAAUCACAAGUUUACAGCAGCCACUCGGCUCCCAAGCCGAGCAGAGUUUCCAAAGGAGCGAAUCAAGCCUCCUCUCAACCCCCGAAAGGUGCUCCGGUACCUCACUAUGAAAAUAUUUUAGAUCCCUCUGCCUCUCUCUCUGAUUCCGUUAACGGUUUUGCUCAAAUAACCCCAGAGGAGAUGGAGAUUUCCGACAAGCAUAAAAUGAGCUUGAGAGAUGAAAGGCUUCUGAGUCCCCCCUCUCUCAAAACCUCAGAUUCAUCAGCUACCACCGGUGACUCUCCUUCUGACACCUCAGACCAGGACACUGACACAGAGAGUCCAGUUUGGCAAAGACCCCAGCAUCACUUUAGCCUGCCAUCCACAUCUUCAGCGGUAAACAAGGCUCAGAGGACCAGUUAUUCCAGUAUGAAAGACAGAUGUCACGAGAGAGGACCUCCAGAACAAGCCUCUGCUCAAAAACAUGACACGUCUUCUCCGUCUCAAGCUGCGGCUAAAAGAAGUGACAGGCAACCACCACUCCCAAAAAGAGCUGUCUCUGGUAAACCCCAGAACGAUUCGAGUUAUCACCCUUUCAAAGAACGUCUGGCAGCCCUCGGCAAGUUAAAGAGCACAGAGGAUCUGCAACAACAAGCUGUGGACAAGAGGGAAGCACAAAGUAACCUUGGUAAAACUGCAGCAGGGAACGGUGAAAGAAGCAAGACUGCGGAGAGACACGGCGAGCGAAUCUCAAUGGAGCAGAGACAUUCAAAGUAUACAGAUUCCCUUGAUGGAAAACCGUACCCUAAAACAAGCUUAGGCAAUUAUGCCAAGGGCCCUGUUUCUUCUUCUCAUGAACAAAGCACCAAGCCAAUAGGCAUAACCUCAUCAGGAGACAAAAGUUACAUUGUGAAAGCAGAGGGUCAAAAGAUCAGAAUGGGUAUGUCAUCAACAGCGUCUUGCGAAACCCCUGUAAUGAUGCGAAGCUAUGCCAAGUGCCCCAAUCCUCUUCCCCACCACAGCAAAACAGUCCCAAGUCCUCAAAGCAGCCCUACCAGAGCACAUUCCAAGUCCCCAUCCAAGACAGGCAGUGCCUCCUCAUCUUACCCUCGAGGAAUGAAACCAGUCCAAGACGAGCACCCCCACCCCCAGAGGCAUCCAUCCCGCACUGACGACAAGUCCAAGCUCACACCCGGAAAGAAAAAAACCUUUACUCACAUGGAAAACUUCCCACCUCCCCCUCCACCGAGACCUGGAGCAGAGUCAGCAAACAUUAAGACCGUUGAGAAACGACCGUCUGCAGCGUCUCACGCUCACCAGUCCGCCAUUGAGCAGAAGGUGAUGCGGGGAAUAGAAGAAAACAUGCUUAAGCUGCAGGAACAAGAUCGAGGCCAACCUCCGGAAACCAAACAGAAGACGUCCAACGGGAUUGCCAGCUGGUUCGGCCUGAAGAAGAGCAAGCUCCCUGCGCUUAAUCGUAAACCCGAAACGUCCAAGCUAAAGCUUAAUGUGUCGUCAUCCUCUUCUUCUUCCUCUGCAGCCAAGGAUGCCUCAGGGGCCAAAGGAGGACCCCGGAAGGUGGUAGAGAGCCUAAACAUCUCCAAGCUCAUGGAGAAAGCAGAAGAUUUAAGGAAGGCCUUGGAAGAAGAAAGGACGUAUGUGAAUAGGGUGGGCAUCGCUCUGGAUCGUCCUGGGAGGGGGCACUCGUGUGAAGUUGUUAUGGACCCAUCACAGGGUCAGCUAUCGCUAAUGUACCGAGGAGUGACGGCUGACAACUUCAUGCAACAGCUGCUGAACAGGGUGGAUGAGAGAGGCGCUCCGGGUUUUGGAAUAGUCCACCGACGUCUUUCCUUCGAUUCCAAGAGAUCUCGUCCUGUUUUCGGCCACCAGCAAAACAACAUCAGUCACACCCGCAGCCGGGAGGAGAUGGAUAAAGGUUCAGACAUGGUCAGCCGCGAUGAAAUCACAUCAGAUGAGAGCCUGGCGGAGUCUAUCAGCUCGCAGCACUUCACUGGGUCUGGUUCCUCCAUGCGGACUCUGGACAGCGGGAUCGGCACGUUCCCCCUGCCCGACUACGCCAGCAGCGCUGCAGGGAAAGGCGUUCCGAAGCCCCAGGGAGAUCAGGGCUUCUUCUGUUCUCAGGGAAAACAGGGAGCACUGCUGAAAGCACCACGGAAAGCCCGGACUCUUGAGAGGGAGCUCUCAUCUUUAGACGAAGUGAACCCAUGUGUUCUCUACGGUUCUCCUCUGGAGGCUAAGGCACCUGCUAUGCACCUCUCCAGCACCAUCCAUGAAGAUAUUGAUGCGUAUGGAGCUCAUUUGCAGACGCCACCAACCAAAAACUGGACUUUUCCUAACCUGAGAGGGUCAGCAGGAUCUACAGACGUGUACCUGCAGGAGAACAUGGAGCCUCCCAGCCAGGGAACUCCAUCAAGACGGAGUCUGAACAAAGGUGUCCCUCAGGCUCCUCAUGAAGCCGACCCCAGAAGCCUUCCCCUGCCGCCGCAGAUGGGCAUGAGCCGACAGCGCAAGAGUCGGACCCACGGAGCUCCAGAGAUGCCCAAGGAAGGCGGCCUGGAACUGGUGAAGGAGCGUCCUGAUGACAUCCUGUCUCCCAGUCGUCCUCAAGCUUUGGAAACACCAGAGUCCCUCAGCGACUCUCUGUACGACAGUCUGUCGUCCUGCGGCAGCCAGGGCUGAAGAGAACGUCAGACCAGAAUCUGACCAACUGGCGUCUUAUGGAUGAUGAACGUUUGUUUACCCUAUAGUUCAUUACAAUUCAGUGUCCAAAAAACAGGAGAUGACCCGAGGUUCUGAUAUCAGUGAUCAUGGAGUCUCAAGCAUUGCUUAAAGCACAUCCCAUGAUUCCAGAGAGGUCCGGAACAGAACUCUGGGAUGGGACUUGCUGCCUGGACCCAGCUUCCCCGCAGGAAGUUUAAGGUUUAACAGAUCUGACAGACAUUGUCCGUGAUUUACCUUCAGACCCUAUUCCCUGAAAAACGAACCCCUCACGUGUCCCUUCUGGUCUUAUCCAACCUGAACUUCCUGCUGAACGGAUCUCCUCAGGAUGACUGACGGACAGUGACUAUCAAAAGCAACAAAUAUACAUUAAACACACACACACACACAUGGACACACAAUUCUCACUGUUUAAAAAGACCUUUGAAAACACACACACAGAAAUUGCAUGGUCUUAUCACACCUGCUGGGAAUCCUCUCAUCUCGUCUCCGAGCAUCUCUUGAAGUGUGGCAUCUCUCAUUUAUGUUUACAGGAUUUUGCUGAUGUUCUUAUCCAUAGUGACUUACAAAGUUACUCAAAAAUGAUAAAGGUUGGUCACUGUAGUGUUAAGGAGUCUUGCCUAGAGACUCUUGUUGGUGUAGUGCAGUACCCAGUCACCCAGACCAGGAAUUGAACCUCAGUCUCCAACAUGAUGUGAUAGCUCACUGGCAGGUAGUGGCAUAAUCAAUUGCAUCACCAACCACUGAUGGAAGGUGGCAACUCUCAAAUCGUGGCGUUUUUUGAAGUGUGGCAUCUCCUGAAGUGUUAUGUCUCAGAGUGUGACAUCUCUCAGGGCAUCGAGCCUCUCGAAGCGUGGCAUCUCUCGCAACAUCUUGUCUCUUUUGAGUGUGCCAUCUUUCAGAACGUAUUGUCUCUCUGAACAAUUAGACCCUUACAACAUCUCUUCUCUCAGAGAGUGGUGCCUCUCAGAGCAUGGCAUUUCUCAGAACAUGAUGUCUCUCUGAACGUCUCAUCUCAGAAUGUGGUGUCUCUGAACGCCUCGUGUCUCAGAAUAUAGCGUCUCGCAGAACAUGCAGUUUUCUGUGAACGUCUCAUCUCAGAAUAUGUCUCUCGGAAUGUCUUAUCUAUCCAAACGUGCUGUCUCUAUAAACGACUUAUCUCUGAACAAUUUGACUCUUGUAUUGUCGCGUCUCUCUGAGCGUGGUGUCUCUACAAGUGUGGCAUCUCCUGGAGUGUUAUGUCUCAGAGCGUGACAUAACUCAGGCCAUCGGCAUCUCUCGACACAUCUUGUCUCUUUUGAGUGUGCCAUCUCUCAGAACCUAUUGUCUCUCUGGACAAUUAGACCCUUAGAACUGAGUGGUGCCUUUCAGAGCAUGUCCUUUCUCAGAACAUGGCAUCUCUCUGAAAGUAUCGUCUCAGAACAUGACAUUCUCUUUGAGCGCCUAGUUUCUCAGAAUAUGGCUUCUCACAGAACAUGCUAUUCUCUCUGAACGUCUCAUCUCAUCUCGUGGCGUCUUUCAGAAUGUCUCAUCUAUCCAAAUGUGCUAUCCCUCCAAACGACUUGUCUCUGAAUAAUUCGACUCUUAUAGUGUCGCGUCUUUCUGAGCUUGGUGUCUCUACAAGUGUGGCAUCAGAGCGUGACAUAACUCAGGGCAUCGAGCCUCUCGAGGUGUGGCAUCUCUCGAAACAUCUUGUCUCUUUUGAGUGUGCCAUCUGUUAGAACAUAUUGUCUCUCUGAACAAUUAGACCCUUAGAACGUCUUUUCUCUCAGAGAGUGGUGUCUCUCAGAGCAUGUAGUUUCUCAGAACAUGGCAUUCUGUUUGAACGCCUAGUUUCUCAGAAUGUGGCGUCUCUCGGAAUGUCUCGUCUAUCCAAACGACUUGUCUCUUAACAAUUCGACUCUUAUAGUGUCGCAUCUUUCUGAGCGAGGUUUCUCUACAAACGUGACAUUCAAACUCUCAGAAUAUCUCGUCUUUCAGAAAAAAGAAUUCUGAACGGUUUCUCUAAACAUCUCGUCUCUUUGAACGUGGCAUCUCUCACAGCAUGCUGUCUUUCAGAGCAUGAUGUCUCUCAAGUCGUAGCAUCUCAGAGCAUGGUGGCAUCUUAUAACGGACCCUGAUCAAUCGAUUUAAAGAUAAUUAUAUGGGCAGAUAAGUGAUUGGGAAGUGCUGAUUGGUCAGGAGCAUCAUAUGCUUAAAGGAAUUCCCAGUUUGUGUGGUCUGGGAGAAGCAGGCUUGUGUUGAAACUUUUGCUACAGAGAAAUCAGACAAUUAGCACCUUUUAUCACACCUUCUUACUCGUCCAAUUUGUGCUGUUAUUUUUUGGGAAUGUUUGGUGAAAAGAGCUGCUUUUGCAAUAACCUCCAUCCUCUUGGAGGGCACUAGAGAGUGCGGAAUUACAUUAUAUUAGUUCAAAAUCCGACAAGAUUUGCAUAUUGUUUAUUACUGGAAUCACGUUUGUUUGUCCAGUCUAGUUGAGCAGCAUGUCUUUGUUUUUUUUUUCUCAGAUCGUUGAUUUUUUGUAGGAGCGCCAACAUACACAAAGUACAAUUUGUUCAAAAUGGAGUUUUAAACUUAAGUAAAGUAGGCCAGAAAAAGGGGAGUUUUCAUAUUUCUGAGCAAUGUUUGCUAGUAUAAUAUUUGCUGAUGUUUAGCUACUUUUGCAUACAGCUAUUUGAAUUAAAAUAUAUUAUUUUGUUCUAAAAAAAAAUAGUCAAAUGACUUUGUUGUAAAGUAUACUGUAAAGUACACAGAGAAAAACAAAAUUGAUAUAAUGGCGUAUCAACCAACUCAAAACUUGAAAUCAUAAUUUUGUGGAUUUGAUAAAUUGAUUUUUUUUCUUCUCAGUAAUUGAUUAUCAGUGCAUGUCUGAUCUAUCCCUUCUUUGGUGUCUGAUAAACAGCAGAAACUCACAGCCUUAAAUAACACCAAUAUUGUAGCAUAGGGGGCGGAGCUACCUGCAGUUCUUUUUGCAGUUUUGGGUUCUGUCUUUUCCAAUCAGCUCUCUUUAUAGAGAAUUUAUAGAAUUUGAUAUAGAACACUGUUCUGGUGUGCUGUCUAAUGUUUUGGCUUUUGUGAUCAUAAGUGAGUUAGAAUCCCAUCAAUGUGAAAUUUAAAAACGAUUACUGAUGAACUAAAUCAGUACAACAGGCUGAUAUACUGGUGGAACUCAGUUAGAAGUCUUAUUUUUUCCCCCCGUAUUUUUCGCACUAUAAGGCGAACCGUAUUAUAAGGCGCAUUAUCAAUGAACGUCUAUUUUCUGGUCUAUUUUCAUACAUAAGGCGCACUGGAUUAUAAGGUGCAUUUAAGAGAGGCUAUAAGGAACUUCUAAUUCAGCAGGUCUGGAGUAGCUAACUAAGUGAAAUAAAGCUAAGCUAAGUAAACAAAACUGGAAUAAAAACCAUUAAGAUACUUUCUUUUAAAGUCAAACGUGCGCUGGAUGUAAAUCUACACAGAUUUCUCGCCUGAAAACAGGUGAGUAAAGCACUUUAGUUUAUUUACAGUAAGCUUGGAAUUCCAUUUCUCCAGCAAUAGAAUGGAGCAUUAGCAUUAGCUGCUAACUGUUAGCCAGGGUUAGGAGCAGGCUAGAGGCCGAUAAUACUCACCUCUGAACGAGGAAAUAGCGGGUAGCGGCUAAUGCUAAUGCUACUCCAGCCGUGUUAGCCAGGGUUAGAAGCAGGCUACAGGCUGAUAAUACCAUACCUGUCAAGUCUCCCGUUUUGGCCGGGAAACUACCGUAUUUUACUCCUCUUUCCCGCCGUCCUCCCGUAUUAGUAUUUUCCCGUAAAUUUCCCGUAUUUUAUUAAAGUAAAAAAAUAUAUAUUAUUGAGGAUACAGGGCACUGACCGCUCUGUGUCUCUUAACCAAUCGUGGAGCCGGUUCAAGGAGAAAGUUCAGGAGAAACAGCCAAUCAGCUUGCAAGGAGGGUCAGUGUGGGGAAGCCCCGCCCUCCUCGCUGUGAGUUCAGGCAGCUAGUUGGAGCUGCUGAUGUUAAAACAUACAUGCAGCGAUUUUUCUAAAAGAAAGGUAACGGUAGUCUAAUCAUGGAAACUGUGAUGAGAUUUUUCUGAUAGCUGCUUAAAAAUACUCCGAAAUAAAACACACAGAUUAAACCUUUUAAAAUAAAAAAAUUACAGCUUGUGACUCAGUUUAACUAGAAAUGUGGAGAGGACCGACAUUAACUGAACUGAUCAGGGGUGGAGUGAUCAAAAGGAAGAAGUAUUAAUUAAAAAUUAUUGUGUAGGCCCCUUAGGACUAAUUUUUACUGAUGGAAUAUAUCUGGUCCAUGUCCUUUUAGUAAAAGCUCAUAAUACCAUUUUUAGGUCACCAACAGUCAUUUUGCAGAAUUUGUGCACUCUUUGUUCAAUUUUAAAUCCAUUAAAUAAAUAAAAAAUAUAUCAUAUAAAAGAGUGCAUUUAUUACAAAAAAGACAUGAAAUCUUAAAUUAAAAAAAAUAUAUAGAAAAGGGUAUUUAAUUUGGCUGUAUUAAAAGAAUGACAUAUGUAGGAAUGUCCACAACAUGUUCAGAUUCUGAUAAUCUAAUUGUAGUGUGUAAGUGGUUCACAUGUGGUUAUUUUAGAUUUUUUGUAAACCUGUUUUAAAAGAGAUACUGAACCUUCGUUGGGCUGGUGGGACGGCUUUAAGCGGACAGAGGAAAAUAUCCCUUAUUUUUAAAUCUAAAACUUGACAGGUAUGUAAUACUCACCUCUGAACGAGGAAAUAGUAGUAACGGCUAAUGCUAAUGAUGGAGAAAUACACUGAAACUUCAGCAGAGUGGCUUUACUACUCCUUACAACCUGACUGGUAAAAUUCAUACAUAAGACGCACUAGAUUAAAAGGCACACUGACAAUUUUUGGGAAAAUUAAAGGAUUUUAAAUGCGCUUUAUAGUGCGAAAAAUACGGUAGUCUGGAUUUAUAAAACUCACCACAAAACUAGGUAACACAUUAUUUGAAUGGGGCACUGUAGACGUUCUGAAGAUUCUUCACUAUCUAUUAAAAUAUUAAGUAAAUGAACUUAAUUUCCCCAAACCCUUAAACUGAUUCUAAGCCUAACCAUAAACCUGCUACUGGUGCUUGUAGUAAAUACCAAUAAAAUGAAGAUUAAUUAAUUUCUUUAACUCAAACAAACUUAAACCCAAGUCCAACACCAAACUCUGAACCCAACCCUAAACCUAAACCCCUAACUUAAUCCUAAUCUAACUCUAAACCUUAAGCACUGAUCUUAACCCAUUCUAACUUGAACCCAACCUCAAACUCUGCCUUUAAUCUUAACCCAAAAAUUAAACCUGGUGCUAACUUUAAAUGUAAUGUCAACCUUUAACUUAAUCCUUACUUUGGUCCUAAUAAAAGCCUUGAUCCUUCAUAAUCCUUAAUCCUUAUCCCUAGACCAGGUUGGAUGACCUGGAUGAUCAGUAUCUGAUCUGUAGGGAAUAUAAAGUAAGAGUGGGAGGGGCUCUGUGAAAUAGUGGGCGGAGUCUCUGAGUAGUUCUGAUCUGGGUUCUGUUGGUCGGUACCACUCUUUACACUUUAUUCUUUACCUUCACUGUGAUUGAUACGAACCCAAUGAGCUUCUGUGAUCCACAUCAUACCAAACACUACGGUUUAACAAACUACAAACGCAACCAAACUUCAGUCUGAAUGCUGAUUGGUCCGCUGUCCGAAUCACUGCCGCUCCGAUUUGUUUUAUGAUGGACGGGCGAGUGUUUCAGUUUUUUUUUUUUUUUGAUACGCUGUGGGUUUCAUAGGGUGUGAGUGUUUGUUUAUACUGACCGUAACUCCGCCCCCCAGAGCCAUGCUGAGCAAUACUGUGUUGCUCGUCUUAAAAAACCCCAUUUUUUUUACAGUCGUCAGUAAACAGUUGCAAGUUUGUGAUUUCUGAAUUUUUUUAGUUAGUUUUCCGUUAGCCUGUGAGGAAGCAGAGCAGAUGUGUGAUGUCUCCCUGUUUUGUUCCAGUGUUCUGGUUCUUUUUGGCAGUUUUACGGUUACAUAAAGAUGGUUCUGUCCUUCAUUCUGAUUCACUAGAAAUUCACUAGAAAUUGUAGAGGGCAAGUCCACAGAUUUCUCAAAAUUCUGUCCAUAAGUGUUCAGUGUUUCAGUGGGUUUGUUUGAGAUGAGCCCAUUCAGAUUGGGGGUUUAAAAUUAACUAAAGAGUGGUAGUUCGAGAUGGAUCCGUUUUGAAUGAAGGUCAGAUGUGAAGUUUGAGAAUUGUGUUGGAGUUCCUCUGUGAGAUUGGUGUACUGUAGUUAAAUAAACAGGGUCUGUCUCUUGGGGGCUUCUGGGUUUCAGGUGUACAGUUUUGGAAAUUGAAGUUUUUUUUUUUUUACACCUCGGCAAGGCUGAGUAUUGAUCCACACACAGCUUCCAUCACCUGUAUUGAUUUCGGUAUUCUCUGUAACUCUCAUAAUGUUGUGUUUUGUCUUGUGAAUUAUAAAAACUCCUUUAUUUAUCAGAAUCGGACUCUUAGCGACCCUGAGGAGCAGCAGAUAAUCCACCACCUGGCUCCAGUCCAGCAGGUGCUCGCUGUUUAUCAGCUGCUAAAGGUGCUGUCUUCAUAAAUCAUAAUAUCAUGCUGCAGUCUAGAUUAUUUUAGGUCUUUUCUAGAGGUUUGGCUUGUAUUAAAGAGACAAAAUCCUUCGUUUUCUUUCACUUUUAUUUCCUUACAUUCCCAGAAACCGUCCUGAACUUGUCCAAAACCUCUUUUUAACCGUUUCUGUGGAGAUAUACUUGUGUGUUUGGGGUCAUUGUCAUGCUGCCUGAUCUGCUUACACUGUUUAAGGUAUAUAGUUAAGUUAAUUUAGGAACUUUAAUGGGUUUGAAACUAAGAAGAAAAAUGUUUUCUGAAGGUUCCUGAAAGUACCUUAAGAAGUUCCUCAAGGAAUGUAUUCUUUUAACAGUGUAGAGACAAAGCUUCAGUUCACAGACUCACAUCCUGACCUUUUGCUCUUGUAGAAUUUGCAAAUCCAGAAUACACAGCCCCAUCAAUAAAGGCAGAACAUCCUGGACCUAAACUUGCAAUGCAGCCCCAAGCCGUGACACUCCUUCCGCCCCCAUGUUUAACAGAUGGAAUGGGAAUGUAGUGUUUGUUUUUUUCCAACCAUAGUAACACUUUUUUUAUUAAAACUAAAUAAAGUUAAGUUCUGUUUUGGAUUCCUCUGUUCACAGAACUUUCUUAAAAUAGGAUGUCGAUUAUCCAUCAUAGUCUUCAGCCAACUUCAGCAGAUGAACCGCAGGGUUAUUUUAGGAGAGCUGUGGGCUCCUCCUGCCUUCUGUUCUGCCGCGCACACGAUAUUCCUGAUGGCGUACAAAUUAAUUAUGAUGAUUUUUGACUGAUUUUAAUUCAUAAACCCACACAAAUUUCAGUGGAGGGAAAUGAAUAAAGGAAAAUAAAUGGAGGAUAAAGAAGAAGAAGAUGAAGGAUACGUCUCUUUAACCCAAAUAAAAACAUCUGGAAAUGACUUGAAUCUGACUGAGUGGAUAGAGAGGUGUAUGUUCAGUAAAUCUGAGGUGGUUUAUAUGACUCAACUGCACUUAAUAUAAAAUCUUCAUUAUGAUAACAAGACGGGUUUCCUCGAUCCGAGGUCUAUACUCCGGACUCCUCCUCCCGCAUGGUGUAGCUGAUAGUUCGCUCGUUAUUUCUGUAGUUUGUAGUUUGUAGCCCGGAUUAAUUGUUUUUUUUAUUAUUAUUUAUUUCUUGAUUGAUUUUGUUUGCUGUUCGUGUCACUGCUGUUAUUAUUAUUACUGUUUAUUGUUGUUAUUUACUGUUUUUGUUUUUUUAUGUCUUUAAUUCUUCAUUAAUUCUGCUGAUUGAAGGUUUUGUAUGUGUGUACGUGUGUGUACGUGUAUGUGUGUGUGUGUGUGUGUGUGUGUGUGUGUGUAAAUAGUAUCUGAAGGUGCUAUGUGUAAAUAGCAUUUCCACGACUCAGAUGAAGCCAUACAGCGCUGUGUGUUCCGGACGCUUCUGUUAAUUUAUGAUUCAAAAUAAACUAAAAUAAACCCUUUUACUCAGAA